Molecule: messenger RNA, 5054 nt
Organism: Manis pentadactyla (Chinese pangolin)
Lineage: Eukaryota; Metazoa; Chordata; Mammalia; Pholidota; Manidae
Gene: ZNF287
Product: zinc finger protein 287
Exons: 8
Coding region: 500-2785 (761 amino acids)
Biological process (GO): regulation of transcription by RNA polymerase II
Molecular function (GO): RNA polymerase II cis-regulatory region sequence-specific DNA binding; DNA-binding transcription factor activity, RNA polymerase II-specific
Source: RefSeq, a predicted model, not a curated record
AGCGAAGUGGCGGGGCCAAAAGCCCCUCCGCGGAGCGUGGCUGAGCCCGCCACGCAGGCGCCCGUGCCCCCGCCGCCAUUGUUGCCCCGGGCCUUUCGGGCCGCUCCGGCUGCGCGUCGGCUGGGUCCCAGCGACAGCUGUAACGGGUUUCGAAUCACACCAACCUUCUACUUCUUUUCGGUCUAACCGUUAAGUCUCCCCGGCUCUCAGACAGCAAAAACCCCGAAUAGACUGGCGUUAAUACACCAAACAGUCCCGACCCCCGCCUGACGCAGACUGCGUUUAUCUUACAAGUUUAAGGAUAUAGGAGAGGGAGACCAAGGGUCUUCUAACCAUCCCUGCAAGUUCUGGGCUCCACAUUUGUAACUACCUUACUCUGUUCUGCUCCUGACUGCAGCAGCCCUUCAUGUCUUUGUGGCUCUAGAAUGAAACUGAAGGCCAUUGGCUUACCACUGGAGAAAUAAAGGAUAUUGCCAGAUCAACUCUUCUGACUGUAGCAAUGUUAGCCCCAUGCAAAAGGAUGACCAGUUCUUCACGCUCCCAAAUCCUUCUAAUGUGGAAGCCAAAUAAGGCUCAUUGUGGACCCCACAAUGUUGAGAAGGAAAUCCUUGCUUCAAGACUCUUACGCAACACUGAGACCUGUCGACAAAAUUUUAGGAAUUUUCCAUAUCCAGACCUGGCUGGUCCUCGAAAGGCACUGAAUCAACUCCGAGAGCUCUGCCGUAAGUGGCUGAGGCCUGAGAUUCGCUCAAAGGAACAAAUCCUCGAGCUGCUGGUGCUGGAGCAAUUCCUGACCAUCCUGCCUGGGGAGGUUAGGACUUGGGUGAAGUCCCAGUACCCAGAGAACAGCGAGGAAGUGGUGACUCUGGUGGAGGAUUUGACUCAAAUUCUAGAAGAGGAAGCUGCUCCUCAGAGCUCUGCCUUUUCCCAAGAGACCCCAGAGGAAGACCCGAAAGGAAGACAUGCUUUCCAGGCAGGGUGGUUAAAUGAAUUGGUGACCAAAGAAUCAAUGACAUUCAAAGAUGUGGCUGUGGAUAUCACCCAGGAGGACUGGAAGCUAAUGCGUCCUGUGCAGAAGGAACUGUACAAGACUGUGACGCUACAGAACUAUUGGAACAUGGUUUCUCUGGGACUGACAGUGUACAGACCAACUGUGAUUCCCUUAUUGGAAGAACCAUGGAUGGUGAUAAAAGAAAUCUUAGAAGGCCCUAGUCCAGAACGGGAAACAGAAGCCCAAGAGUGUACUCCAGUUAAACAUAUUUCUAAACCCACAAAGGAUGGAACUCAGACCAUCAAAUUGGAAGAAACAUAUGACUAUGAUGACAGAUUAGAGAAGCAAGCUACAGCUACCUUUUGGAAGAUUCCCCAUAAUGAAAGAAAUUUCAGGCUGAAGUCAGUCCUUUCACAGGAAGAUGAUCCUACAGAAGUGUGUCAUAGUGAAUAUAAUAUAUACAGAAAUGAUUUCGAAAAGCAUUCAAAUCUAAUUAUACAGUUUGGUGCCCAAUCAGAUAAUAAAAGUAUUUAUAACAAAGGCAGAGCAACCUUCAGUCAUGUUUCAUAUGGUAUUGUACAUAGAAAAAUACUUCCUGGAGAGAAGCCUUACAAAUGUAAUGUGUGUGGGAAAAAGUUUAGGAAAUACCCAUCCCUCUUGAAACACCAAAGUAGCCAUGCCAAAGAGAAAUCAUAUGAAUGUGAAGAGUGUGGAAAAGAAUUUAGGCAUAUCUCAUCCCUUAUUGCACAUCAGAGAAUGCAUACAGGAGAAAAACCAUAUGAAUGCCACCAGUGUGGAAAAGCCUUCAGCCAGCGUGCACACCUUACUAUACAUCAGAGAAUUCAUACCGGAGAGAAGCCCUAUAAAUGUGAUGACUGUGGAAAAGACUUCAGUCAGCGUGCACACCUUACUAUACAUCAAAGGACUCAUACUGGGGAGAAACCCUAUAAGUGCUUGGAAUGCGGGAAAACCUUCAGCCACAGUUCCUCACUGAUUAAUCAUCAGAGAGUUCAUACUGGAGAAAAACCUUACAUAUGCAAUGAAUGUGGGAAAACUUUCAGUCAGAGUACACACCUUCUUCAACAUCAAAAAAUACACACUGGAAAGAAACCAUAUAAAUGCAACGAGUGUUGGAAAGUUUUUAGUCAGAGUACUUACCUUAUUCGACAUCAGAGAAUUCAUUCUGGAGAGAAGUGUUAUAAAUGUAAUGAAUGUGGAAAAGCCUUUGCUCAUUCCUCAACUCUUAUUCAACAUCAGACUACUCACACUGGAGAGAAAUCCUAUAUAUGUAACAUAUGUGGGAAAGCCUUCAGCCAGAGUGCAAACCUUACUCAACAUCACAGAACACAUACUGGCGAGAAACCAUAUAAAUGCAGUGUGUGUGGAAAAGCAUUCAGCCAGAGUGUACACCUUACUCAACAUCAAAGGAUUCAUAAUGGAGAAAAACCUUUUAAAUGCAAUAUAUGUGGGAAGGCAUACAGACAGGGUGCAAAUCUUACUCAGCAUCAAAGGAUUCAUACUGGAGAGAAACCCUAUAAAUGCAAUGAAUGUGGGAAAGCUUUUAUUUAUUCCUCAUCACUUAAUCAACAUCAGAGAACUCAUACUGGAGAGAGACCAUAUAAAUGUAAUGAAUGUGAUAAAGAUUUUAGCCAGAGAACAUGCCUUAUUCAACACCAGAGGAUUCACACAGGAGAGAAGCCCUAUGCAUGCCGUAUAUGUGGUAAAAGCUUCACCCAGAGUACAAACCUUAUUCAACAUCAGCGUGUUCAUACAGGGGCCAAGCAUCAUAAAUGAUGGAUAUGGGAGACUUCAUUUAGGUUUUACAACUUACUCAUUUAACUUUAUUUUGUACUCCCUGCGUUAAAACAUCAUUCAAAAGAAGUGCAAUGUACUUUAGACACUGCUCAGCACAAGUAUUGGAAUUAGUAAUGUGGAUAUUACCUAUUUACAUUUAAUGUGAAAUUUAAGAAAACUUCAUUUCUUAACCCUUAUUUGAUACCAGUUUAGUUCAUUCCAGAAGAAACCCUAUAAAAGAGCACUCAAAAACCUGUAACUCAUCAACUUCUUUUGUAUUUCAAGCAGUUCUUAAUGAGGCCUUAUGAAUGUAAACUUGGUAAAGUUUCCAUCAAGUAGAGAUUGCACGUUAGAGAGAAUCCUGGGAUAAUUGAAAAGAAAAAGCUGCUUUCAGGUCUUUAUUUCUUCCCAGUAUUGAAGCCUUAAAUACAUAAAGGAUGCCCUUCCCUUUUCCUAAUAUGCCGAAACAGUCACAUGGAGCCAGUAGGUUUGCAAAAAAAAAAAAGUUGGAAGUAGUGGUUGAAGGAUUUCUAUGUGACCACCACUGUUUACACUUUCCUUUAAAUACUGAAAUACUAUUAAAGGAAGAGGUUAGUGAAAGAUUGUUCCAAUAAACUAACAUAUAUAAUCCUUAGACAUGAACAAAUUUAAACAGGUUAAAAAUUAAACACCCAACCUUAAUCUUUAAAAUAGCCUUAGUUUCAGUUUUGACAUCUGUCAUCCUGAAAGAAAAUACAAAAUUCCAUUUUUUUCCUGACUCCUAAAUUCAUAACUUAAGCUUCCCCUGUGACUGUUUUACUGUAGAAAGUCCACCUCUUCCACUGAAACAUGUUUCAUGAGUGCCUACUGUGCUCAGUGUCUAACAUUCCUAAUUGGAUUCUUUCAGAGCUUCUUAGUGCUAGAAAUCACAGCUGAUUUAAGCAACAAAGCUCUCUAUAGUGAACCAUAACAAAGGACAUGAUCUUAACUACUGUGUCAUGAAGUGAGCAUAAGAAACUCACUAAAGUGGUUGCCAAAUGCUACCCCAUAUCCCAUGACAGGGAAGUACUGAAAGCAGCUUUUUAAAUAGUGUAAAAGGUAGAUUUGAGUUCACUGCAGAAAUUAGGUUGGAAAAAAGUCAAGGUGAAGACUUAACAAUGAGGAUAGAGAAAACAGAUAACUUAUAACAUGAAAUGUUACUGGACUUGUUUACCUAAGAAAAUAAGAGUAACUAACUGAAUUAAAACAAAAUUCUGCCUGUUCAUAAGAAACUCAGUGACUGAUUUUAAAGGAAUAAUUGGAGUUGGUACUCCUUUAUACAUAUAAGUAAAAUAGGGAUUUUUCUUACAGUAUCAGGGAAAAAAUUCAUUGGAAAAAGAUCAGAUACAAAAAUUGAUACAAUAAUCAUUAAAAAAUAACUGAGCUUGUGAUGUUAAACAUAAAAGGAAAAUGGCAGAAAUACAAACAAAUAGGUAGAAAUGCUAUUAUAAUGUGUGUAGCAUUCCACUAUCAGAAUAUAAGACCAUAUUCUGAGAGCUGAGAUUUUGUCUUGCUUUUGUUUCUUCAGUAUAUGUUGGUUGAAUUAAUGAGUAAAUAAGUAAAAAUUCAGAGUUGGGUAAUAAGGUAGAAUUAACUGAUAUGGAGUGAAAUUGAUAGAAUUUAAAAUAUUUUUUGUGCAUCCAUGCAAAGAAAUAUUUAUCAAAUUUUGGGCAUCUACUGGAUAAUAGGAACCACCUAAAUAUGAAGAUUUAGAAUCCCCAAAUAUUAACAAUGGGGAUAUUCCUAAGGAUAUCAGAGGAUAUCUUUGUAUAGGAAGUUUUCCUGAGCUGAGGAAAAAUUGAUAAAAAUUCUGGAUCCAUAAAUACUAGUUUAAGCAUGUUUUGACCACACAGCUUCAUUUGGACAUUACUGUUUAUAUAAACAUCCUAUAAACAGGUGCCAAAGGAAAGACCUAGGGUGCUAGCGUCUUCAAGGCUUUCCUGUUGAGUGUUUUUAAGAAGUUACUGCUUCCCCUUGUCUUCACAUUGGUUAAUCUUGCUGUCAUGGAAUUAUCCUUCACAAAGUGCAGACUGUCUCCAGGUUGCAGUAAUACUCAAAUUAUGCUUAUGCCGUAGUUGUCACGUUAGAAAAUAACCAAGAUGCAAUUUUUAUAAUGCCACUUCAAACUUUACACUUUUUUGUCCUGGAAUGUAUGUGUGGAGUAUUGCAGUCCAUUCCAUAGCACCUUUCUUUGCAUUAAUUUGUAUUUCCUGCCUUUAUGUGUUUUCUGUAAAUAAUGCAUUUAUAAAGA